Messenger RNA from Anolis carolinensis (green anole), 3553 nucleotides. RefSeq names its product potassium voltage-gated channel modifier subfamily S member 2 (gene kcns2). Gene Ontology annotation, molecular function: protein binding; voltage-gated potassium channel activity. The coding region runs from base 427 to 1860 and encodes 477 amino acids. The record is from RefSeq and is a predicted model, not a curated record. NCBI's taxonomy places the organism in Eukaryota, Metazoa, Chordata, Lepidosauria, Squamata, Anolidae. Gene Ontology annotation, biological process: potassium ion transmembrane transport; protein homooligomerization; regulation of delayed rectifier potassium channel activity. The transcript has 2 exons. Gene Ontology annotation, cellular component: membrane; voltage-gated potassium channel complex.
GGGGCUGCCUGUCUGGGCAGGGCGGGGGUCUGCUGCCGGUGGUCGCCAUGACUGCUGUGCCUGCCUCGCCGUCUGCCGCAGCCGCCUGGAGCUGAGCGCGGGAGGCGCGGCUGGAGCGGAGCUGUCCCUUCAGCACCAGCGCCGGCUCCGGCGGGGCGCCCACGAGGCUCACCUCCCAGGCAAGGGUGUAGGCUCAGCCCCGCCGGCCCAGGAACGCUCUUGGGGGGGGAUCGGGGGCUCUCCCCCGGGAGAGACAGAGACCGGCUCUUCCCAGCGAGAAAGCCUCCGCUCCGAGCCGACCCCGCCCCAAGGAUGCUGUUGAGCAGCUCGGGGAAGUUUCAGGCUCCUCCAGGGGGUCGGAGCAGCACGAGGGGCUCUCCAGGUCUUCUCCCCCCGUGCCCCAUAUAGAUUUGGAAGGCGCUCACCAUGACAAGGUUGAGUCUAAGGGAUUUAUCAGAGACUGAUUUUGAAGACAAUGAAAUCAGCAUCAAUGUUGGCGGCUUCAAGAAAAAGAUGAGAUCCAACACGUUGUUGAGGUUUCCCGAAACAAGGCUGGGUAAACUGCUGAGCUGCCAUUCAAAAGAGUCGAUUUUAGAGCUUUGUGACGAUUACGAUGACACUAAGAAUGAGUUCUACUUUGACAGGAACCCUGAACUUUUCCCUUAUGUGCUACAUUUUUACAACACCGGGAAGCUGCAUGUGAUGGGUGAGCUUUGUGUCUUUUCCUUCAGCCAGGAGAUUGAGUAUUGGGGAAUCAAUGAAUUCUUUAUUGACUCUUGCUGCAGUUACAGCUACCAUGGGAGAAAAAUGGAACCAGACCAAGAAAAGUGGGAAGAUAACAGUGACCAAGAAAGCACCACCUCUUCCUUUGAUGAGAUCUUGGCUUUCUACAAUGAUGCUGCUAAGUUUGACAACCAGCCUUUCGGGAAAAUCAGGCGGCAGCUGUGGCUAGCUUUAGAUAAUCCUGGCUAUUCUGUUCUGAGCCGAAUUUUCAGUGUCCUUUCCAUAGUGGUGGUUCUUGGAUCCAUCAUAACCAUGUGCCUCAACAGCCUCUCAGACUUUCAGAUUGUUAACAAGAAUGGGGACUUGGAAGAAGACCCUCGGUUUGAAAUUGUGGAACAUUUUGGUAUUGCAUGGUUCACCUUUGAGUUGGUAGCAAGGUUUGCUGUAGCCCCAAACCUCUUGAAGUUCUUUAAGCAUGCACUCAAUCUGAUUGACCUCGUGUCCAUCCUCCCAUUUUAUAUCACUUUAAUUGUUAACCUAGUGGUGGAAAGCAGCCCUACUUUGGCCAAUUUGGGUAGGGUAGCGCAAGUCCUGAGACUGAUGAGAAUAUUCCGCAUCUUAAAACUCGCCCGCCACUCCACAGGCCUUAGAUCUCUGGGAGCCACCCUCAAGUACAGCUACAGAGAGGUUGGGCUUCUCCUGCUGUAUCUCUCAGUUGGCAUCUCUAUAUUUUCUGUAGUGGCUUACACAAUUGAAAAAGAAGAAAACAGGGCCCUAGAGACCAUCCCGGCUUGCUGGUGGUGGGCUACAGUUAGCAUGACCACCGUUGGCUAUGGGGAUGUUGUCCCUGUGACCACUGCAGGCAGGCUGACUGCUUCUGCCUGCAUCCUGGCUGGAAUCCUGGUCGUAGUCCUUCCCAUCACGCUCAUCUUCAACAAGUUUUCUCACUUUUACAGGCGUCAAAAACAGCUAGAAAGUGCAAUGAGGAGUUGUGAUUUUGGAGAUGGGAUGAAAGUGGUUCCUUCAGUCAACUUAAGGGACUAUUAUGCCUACAAAGUUAAAUCCCUCAUGGCCAGUCUCACAAACAUGAGCAGGAGCACGCCCAGUGAAUUAAGUCUAAAUGAUUCAUUGCAUUAAUCCUUGGUCCUAAGACCAGUUUGCAUGCUGGAAAACUAAGACGUGUAUUUAUAUUUGUUGUUUCUUUCACCCCAGCAUCUAAUAUUGUUGGUGAUUCACCAAGGGAUGGAUGAUUCAUGUAAACAUUCUUUUUCAGCACGGGAUAUCCCCCUUUUGCAGAAGUCUUUUGGUAGCAAUUGAAAUGUGGUGAAUUAUUUGUUGUGCAUCAAGACUGAAUGGCAAUAUACAUUCUGAAAUGUACGCAACUUGUGUUGGCCUGCACUUGGAAUGUAUGUUGAAUCAACCCCAAAGUUAUGAUGUACAUGAAUUAUCACUGCAUGCAAAAAGUCCACCUGAAGGUUGUGCAAAUCUAAUGAUCUCAGCAGUUCUGAAGAAGGUGCAUUUUAGUUAUAGUUUGCCAUUUAAUUGCAUUUUCAUCCAGCAACAUAGAAAUAGCCUCCUGGGUUUUUUCUGCCUGUUGUCUUCGUGACAUAGUGCUGGUGGUGCUGUGCUUCUUUGUCACAUGUACAUUUUGUUUCGGAAGUCCCUGUAUGAAUAUUGAAAAUAAUAUUUCCAGAACACCACACACAUACAAAAUCACUUCAGAAAUUAGAAAUAUGUUAACCUAAUUCCAUUCUCAUUGUGUUACAGUGGAAAUUACAAAGCAACUAUAAAGGCCCAAAUUGUAUUCCCUUCCCACAUCAAAGAACUUUCUUGAUAUGACUAACUAAAAUUUCACUUGGGGACUUGUCCCUAAUGAUGAGUAAUGCUAUCAUAACCAUCCCUGUGAAACCAAGAUUGAGUUGAAUUAUUCUCAUGAAACUGGUGCUGAUUAUGUAAAACUUUUAAUUUAGCAAAAAGUCUGUCAAACUGUGGAGACCAUGGGUGAAAUGACAUGUAAAGGCCAGGUUGCCUUUUCCAAACCUCUCCCCUCCACUUCCUGCUGAAGUGGCAUCAGAGCUCUGCUGAUCAAGUCUGUUUCUUGCUCAUGAAGAGCACCAGCUUCUGGGUCUUGGCCAUCUUAGGCCUAGAACAGGAGUGGAGAACAUGUAGACAUUUACUGUGGUUGGACGUCACCCACCACCAUCCUUAUCCAGAAUAGCCAAUGUGAGGUGUGGUGGAAAUUAUAGUUCAACAAUAUUUGGAAGAUACAAGUUCCCACCCUAGGUUUAGAAUUUGAUGGAUUAUUAAAAGGGUUUGACAGAAUGUUGACAACUAUCUUUAGACUGAUAGGAAGAUAAACAUGAAGCAUGCUAAGGUUGAUUUUCAAGACCAUUAGGUAUUGGCAUAUUUCUCUUCCUUCUGAGGGUUAUUGAUAAGAAAAAACUACACUGGGUCUGUGAUGACAGAUUUUGAAAUGGAUCGCUCUGUUUUGAAACUGAGAUAUCCAUUAGGGCCACUUCACUCUAAAGGUUCAUUGUGAACCAGAUUCUCCUGCUAUUGUGCCCAAGGCCUAAUAUUCUCAGGCACCAGAAACUGAUAUCUCCUGUAAACUUCAUUUAGAAGUUACACAUACAUUUAGAAGUUUACACACAUAUACAGUACCAAAAAUACAUCAGAGCUAAAGACAACUACAUGAGACGAUAACUCUUGCUGCUGAUGAGUGAAGAGAAAUACACCAAAGUCAGUGGGUAAACACAGUAAUAUUUAUUGAUAUUGAUAUUAAUGGUAACUGCCUACUGGUCAAAGAUGUAUUAAAAUGAUAUAAUACAUA